AUGGGUUACCUGGAAGACGAAGACCAGAAGUACUUGGACGACGUCCAGGCUGUGAAGCAGUGGUGGACCGACUCCCGAUGGAGAUAUACCAAUCGUCCCUUUACGGCGGAGCAAAUCGUUGCUAAACGGGGGAACCUGAAGAUUGAGUACGCUUCCAAUGUCCAGGCUAAGAAGCUAUGGAAAAUCCUUGAGGGCAACUUCGAGAAAAAAGUGGCGAGUUACACCUAUGGCUGUCUCGAUCCCACAAUGGUCAGCCAGAUGGCCAAAUAUCUUGACACGGUCUAUGUUUCCGGCUGGCAGAGUUCUUCCACCGCCUCUUCUACGGACGAGCCCUCUCCUGAUCUCGCCGAUUACCCUAUGAACACUGUCCCCAAUAAGGUCAACCAAUUGUGGAUGGCUCAGCUGUUCCAUGACCGCAAACAGCGCGAGGAGCGCAUCACUACCCCCAAGGCGCAGCGAGGCAAAGUUGCUAAUGUUGACUACCUCCGUCCCAUUAUCGCCGAUGCUGAUACUGGACAUGGUGGUCUCACCGCUGUGAUGAAGCUCACCAAGCUCUUUGUCGAGCGCGGAGCUGCCGGUAUCCACAUCGAGGACCAGGCUCCUGGAACCAAGAAGUGCGGCCACAUGGCUGGAAAGGUCCUCGUGCCUAUCAGCGAACACAUCAACCGUCUGGUUGCCAUUCGUGCGCAGGCUGAUAUCAUGGGCACUGAUCUCCUUGCCAUUGCUCGUACUGACUCUGAAGCUGCUACCCUCAUCACCUCAACUAUCGACUACCGUGACCAUGCGUUCAUUGUCGGCUCAACCAACCCCGACCUCCAGCCUCUGAACGACCUUAUGGUGGCUGCGGAGCGUGCUGGUAAGAGUGGAGAUCAGCUCCAAGCCAUUGAAGACCAGUGGGCCUCCAGGGCCGGCCUGAAGCUGUUCAACGAAGCUGUUAUCGAAACUAUCAACAAGAGCUCCCUGGCCAACAAGAAGAGUCUUGCGGAACAGUACCUGAAGGCUGUCAAGGGCAAGAGCAACACUGAGGCCCGGGCUAUUGCCAAGGGCCUUACGGGCACGGAGAUCUACUGGAACUGGGAUGCUCCUCGCACGCGCGAAGGUUUCUACCGCUACCAGGGCGGCACCCAGUGCGCCGUCAACCGUGCUGUGGCCUAUGCUCCCUUCGCGGACUUGAUCUGGAUGGAGAGCAAACUUCCCGACUACGCCCAGGCCAAGGAAUUCGCUGAUGGUGUGCAUGCUGUGUGGCCCGAACAAAAGCUCGCAUAUAACCUGUCUCCCUCGUUCAACUGGAAGAAGGCAAUGCCUCGUGACGAGCAAGAAACCUAUAUCAAGCGCCUGGGUGCUCUGGGAUACUGCUGGCAGUUCAUCACCCUGGCGGGUCUGCACACAACGGCGCUGAUCACAGAUCAGUUCGCCAAGGCGUACGCGAAGCAAGGAAUGCGCGCAUAUGGCGAGUUAGUGCAGGAGCCUGAAAUGGAGCAGGGCGUGGAUGUGGUUACACACCAGAAAUGGAGUGGCGCCAACUACGUUGAUGGACUGCUGAAGAUGGUUACUGGGGGUGUGAGCAGCACAGCAGCCAUGGGUCAAGGUGUGACAGAGGACCAGUUCAAGCCAUGA
Aspergillus ochraceoroseus IBT 24754 is the source of this 1617-nucleotide messenger RNA. Its product is annotated as isocitrate lyase 1. Lineage: Eukaryota; Fungi; Ascomycota; Eurotiomycetes; Eurotiales; Aspergillaceae. The transcript has 5 exons. The record is from RefSeq and is a predicted model, not a curated record. The coding region runs from base 1 to 1617 and encodes 538 amino acids. Gene Ontology annotation, biological process: carboxylic acid metabolic process. Gene Ontology annotation, molecular function: isocitrate lyase activity.